This is a messenger RNA of Rotaria sp. Silwood1, 252 nucleotides long. Lineage: Eukaryota; Metazoa; Rotifera; Eurotatoria; Philodinida; Philodinidae. The record is from the annotation of a GenBank genome assembly.
AUGAAUCCAAUUAACAGUACCUGGAAUAAUCAAACACGAAUAUAUUCAAAUAAAAUUAUUCCAUAUUGGAUUAAUAUGGCUACAAAAGGAGAACCAUUGAAACGAUGGCAAAAAUAUGAUCCAUCAACACCAAAAUAUUUACAAAUUACACCUUACCAUGAAUUUUCUGUUGAAUCAUGGAAUAAUGAUUGCACUAUUUUUGAUCAAAUUGAACAAGAUGACCUAUUUGAAAUAUUUGGUAAUAGUAGUUGA